Messenger RNA from Penicillium verhagenii, 1407 nucleotides. RefSeq lists its product as uncharacterized. NCBI's taxonomy places the organism in Eukaryota, Fungi, Ascomycota, Eurotiomycetes, Eurotiales, Aspergillaceae. Bases 1 to 1407 code for a protein of 468 amino acids. The record is from RefSeq and is a predicted model, not a curated record. The transcript is spliced from 2 exons.
AUGCUCUGGCUUGUGAGCGACACCUAUGAAGAAAAACAUAAUUACACUUUAAUGUACACGAACGGUGUUUUCAACCCGACCGAUUACAACACUAGAUUAGGUCAAGGCCCAUACGAUUGGAUAUGCGGUGGUGCCACCUGCGACAGCGGUUCAGUGUCUGCAAUCUGGGAAGAGAUGUCCCAGGUUCCUUGGACAGUAAGUGGAAGUUCGGAGUACGCAAUGGACGACGUUGUCGAGUAUUGUAUGGCAAUGAGCAAAUCUCAGCAUUGCAAGCUGCAAUACUCAUUGGUGCCUACAGUGGUGGUAAUCGGCUGCAAUAUCUUCAAAGCUUUUAUUUUAAUCUAUAUGUGGCUGGGAAUAUCCGAAGCUCCCAUGCUCACUAUCGGGGACUCUAUUGCGUCUUUCCUCAAUCGUCCGGACCCCCACACGAGGCGAGGCUGUCUACUGACUCGCAAUCAAGUGAGAUUCAUGGAUCAAGGUCCCUCAGGAUCCCUCACUUGGAAGCUCUUUUCUGGAUCAAAACCUUUCAAUGAUAAGCGAAAGCGCUGGGGAACCGCAGCAUCUGGUCGCCGGUGGGCAUUCAGUCUAUUCUUCUGGCUCCUCUCAAUCAUCGUCUGCAUUGCUCUUCUCAAAACCGCAAUCAAUGCAAUUCAGGGUACGGUAUCCGACCAAACGCCCUGGGCUGCACCACUAGGUGCCGCUGGUGGAAACAACUUGAUACAUGGCGACAGCUGGCCGACCAGUGUUCUGGCCAAUGUGAUAAUCGCCAACUUGCCACAACUGAUUUUCUCUUUCCUAUACUUUGGCUUCAAUAGCCUCUUGACUUCAAUGUGCCUUGGUGCGGAGUGGAGCGGCUAUGCACACAGCUGCAAAUCCCUGCGCGUUUCCAACAAGCCACAAGGCUCUCAGAGAAGUGACUACUUUCUCUCAAUCCCCUAUCGAUAUGCCCUGCCUUUCAUGGUCAUGACCAUCACUAUACACUGGCUUAUCUCCGAGAGCCUUUUUAUGGUGGGAAUCGAGGCAUGGGAUGAGAGGAUGGUUCGUGCUCCCGAAAGCGACCUUACAACCUGUGGCUUCUCGCCCAUCGGCAUUGUGAGCUCGAUAUGUGUCGGAGUAUUCAUGUUUUCCUGCCUCGUUGGGUUGUCCUUUCGAAGGUUCGAAUCCGCUAUGCCGGUCGCGGGGGGUUGUAGUUUGGCAAUUUCUGCUGCCUGUCAUCCCAACUUUGAUCCUAAUCGCCAUCCAGCGGGUGAGCCUGGGGACUUGGACCUGGAGAUCGAAAACGGGGAUGAUAAUAUGGGGCAUCUGCCCGUCCAAUGGGGAGCAGUACCCGUUGAUAGUCCUAUUGGACAUUGUAGCUUCACCAGUGGCCGGGUUGAGUUGCCUGAUAAGGAUAGGGAGUAUGAGUAG